AUAAAUCAAAACAAAAUGGCAAAUACUUUUAGACUUACGACCACUCUUUUUCUUCUUCUUCUUCUUCUUCCUCUACUAGCUUUCUUCCAAACCUGCCAUGGCGAAUCACCUGGCAUAGCCGUCUACUGGGGUCAAGACGGUCGCGAAGGAACCCUAACACAGGCUUGUACCAGCGGCCUCUAUUCCUAUAUCAUCAUAGCUUUCAUUUACGAGUACGGCAGCUACCAACCCCCUAAUGUUAACCUUGCCGGUCACUGCACUCCGUCCAUCAACAACUGCAAGUUCAUUGGCCCGGAGAUCACUGCUUGCCAAAACCUAGGAAUCAAGGUCUUAAUCUCCAUUGGUGGAGCAAACGGUCAGCGUCAGUCCCUCGCCGAUGCUGGCGAUGCUAAAUAUCUCGCCGAUUAUAUUUACAAUAAUUUCUUGGGUGGAUCCGCCUCCGACCGUCUGUUCGGAGAUGCUGUAUUGGACGGCGUUGAUUUCGACAUGGAGUCGCGAAGUUCAUAUCUUGACGAUCUUGCUAGGUACCUGCAUGAACAUAGUACACCGCAACGAAAGGUGUAUCUAUCGGCGGCUCCACAGUGUCCCUUCCCUGAUGCAAACAUUGGAGCUGCACUUAACACAGGGCUGUUCGACUAUGUUUGGAUUCAAUUAUUAAUAUAAUUUUAUCUGUUAUUUUCGACGUGAGUGUCAAGCUGGCAUCAGGGCGUCACAAAUUUUUAUAAAAAUAAUCAAUGAACGAUGAAAAUUAUAUAAACUAAGAAAAAACAGUAAAAGCAUUUCUAACAAGGUAAAAAUACACGAAAAACAGCCUCGUUCUAAUAAGAGAGAAUAGGGAGGGAAGAGUGUAUUUGAAUCCACUUAUUGUGUAA
Messenger RNA from Carica papaya (papaya), 872 nucleotides. RefSeq names its product hevamine-A-like. The record is from RefSeq and is a predicted model, not a curated record. Gene Ontology annotation, biological process: carbohydrate metabolic process. Gene Ontology annotation, molecular function: chitinase activity. NCBI's taxonomy places the organism in Eukaryota, Viridiplantae, Streptophyta, Magnoliopsida, Brassicales, Caricaceae. Gene Ontology annotation, cellular component: extracellular region.